Apodemus sylvaticus (European woodmouse) is the source of this 1030-nucleotide messenger RNA. RefSeq names its product paired immunoglobulin-like type 2 receptor beta. The record is from RefSeq and is a predicted model, not a curated record. The transcript is spliced from 4 exons. The coding region runs from base 16 to 885 and encodes 289 amino acids. Gene Ontology annotation, molecular function: MHC class I protein binding. Lineage: Eukaryota; Metazoa; Chordata; Mammalia; Rodentia; Muridae.
CGGAUCUCCUGCAACAUGGGAAAAGAAGAAGCCAGAUCAAUAAAGGAAGUUGCUGGCCACAAGGAGGUGGAGAUGGAGAGGUCCUGCCCUGACUCAGUCCCCCACAUGAGAAGGCCUGAGGAUGUGUGCCACUUCAUCCUGGUUCUCUCUGGACUCCUGAGCACUGCAGUGUUACUACCCAGAGUCCUCCCCUUCCUGAUGGCUCUGCUGGUCUCACUUCCAGGAGGGCCUCUGGCCAUGGCUCUUCUGCUGUCAGCAGCAUGUCUGCACACUGGAAACUCAGCAGGAUCCAACGAAGAAAAGGCGUAUGGCUUCAACCAACCAGCAAACCUCUCUGGGGUCCAGGGUGGCUCCAUCGAGAUCCCCUUCUCCUUCCACUUCUCCUGGGAGUUGGCCAAGGAUCCGCAGAUGAGCAUAGCGUGGAGAUUGAACCACUUCCAUGGGGAAUUCAUCUACAACUCCACCCUGCCUUUCAUACAUGAGCACUUCAAGGACCGGCUCAUCCUGAACUGGACACAGGGUCAGACAUCUGGAGUCCUCAGAAUCCUGAACUUGAAGGAGACUGACCAGACCACAUACUUCAGCCGAGUUUCUCUGCUAACAACAGAAGGCAUGAAGGUUUGGCAGUCGAUUAAUGGGACCCAACUCACUGUGACACAUGCACUCAGCACCACCAUGAGGAGCCCCUCCACCAUCACCUCUGCAGUCACCACAGCUGGCCUGGAGGAUACAGGGGGCCAGGGGAAUCCUUCCCUGCUCAACCUGGGAGCCAUGGUCGCAAUGGUCGUAGUCAAGGCUGUGGUCAUAAUCCCACUCUACGGACUGAUGAUCUUCCUGUGGUGGAGGCAAAGACCAGCUGGGAAUGAGAGGAGCCAAUGCAGAUGAACACAGAGCCUGCUCCUCAGGAAUUCAAGGAGGCACACAGGGGCCUCAGGGCUGACUGCUCAUUUGGAAAUAGCUGUGUCUGCUAAAGAAGGUCUGAGGGCAGACCAGCAUUCAGAGACAACAUGUCACAGGAGUAAAGGAGACA